Molecule: messenger RNA, 1781 nt
Organism: Rhizophagus irregularis DAOM 181602=DAOM 197198
Lineage: Eukaryota; Fungi; Glomeromycota; Glomeromycetes; Glomerales; Glomeraceae
Source: RefSeq, a predicted model, not a curated record
UUUUUUUCUUUCUAAAAAAAAAAAUGUCUAAAGAAAAAACGAGAGGACUUAAUUCUUUUCCCGUAGAAAUUAUACAUAAUAUCUUUCAUUAUCUUGAAAAAGAUAUAAGUACAUUAUAUUCAUGUGUUCGAGUAAAUCGAAAUUUAUGUAAACAAGUGAUACCAUAUUUAUGGAAUAAUCCUAUGCCAAAUACAUAUUCACCAGUUAAUAUUGAAAUAUUUAUUAGAUUUUUUGAUGAAAAAGUUAAGAAUUUAUUAAAAAAUCAAUAUGAACUUGAUAUUGAAGAUUCUUAUCAGCCACUAUUUAAUUAUACAUGUUAUAUAAAAAUUCUUGAUCCAAGAGGAGUUCGACGUGCGGCAUUUUAUUGGUUGAAAAAUUAUUAUGUUGAAAAAUUUCCUUAUUCUGAUAUUUAUAUUGAUUUUAAAAAUAAUCAAAUCAUUGAUAUUAUUGAAAAAUCUUUAUUAAGAUUGAUAUUAAAAAAUUCUUUAAAGAUUGAAAAUUUAUUAUUGGAUUUAGCAGAAAAAUAUCAGGAUAUACCUAAUUGUAAUAUUUUCCUUCUUAAAGAAUUACAAGAAAGAGAAGAAGGAGAAGAAGGAGGGGAAGGAAACCAAUCAAAUCACUCAAAUCACUCAAAUCAUUCAAAUAAUUCAAAUCAUUCAAAUCAUUUAGAUCAAUCCUAUCAAUCAUAUCAAUCAAAUUAUCCAAGUCAUGGUAUAAGAGAAAUAACAAAAUUAUCAAUCAUGAAUUCUUCAGUAAAACAAUUUGAUAAUAUUCAAGAAUUUCUCGACCUUUUACCUACAGUCUGCAAAAAUAUAAAAAAGGUCAGGUUUUAUGAUCUAUUUUUUAUCGAUCCAACUAUGGAAUUAAAAUUAUGUAAUGUGAUUAAGAGUCAAAAGAAUUUAACAUCAAUUAAUUUAACUUAUAAUUUCGUUAAUAUAUUAAGAUUAAUUUCUGUUAUAAAACAUCAAGCAAAUUCCCUCAAAAAAUUAGUAUUAAGAUACAUUCAUCAUAAUGAUAUGUUUUUACUUAACACAUUUGAUCAAUUAAUUAAUUUAGAAUAUCUUGAAAUUAAUGAAUGUUAUCCUAUUAAUAUAAUAUUAGAACCUUUGAUUAGAGCAAAUCUUAAAUUAGUAACUUUGAAGAUUAAUGAUAUUGAGAUUAGAUAUGAUUUAGUAGAAUCAAUUAUCAAAUCAUCCGGUUCAACUCUAAAACAUUUAGAGUUAAAUAUUUAUAUUGAUAUAAUUGAAAAUAGUUUACCUUUAUCAAAAUUAUGUCCAAAUUUAUCUCAUUUGGAUUUAAAAGUUAGUAUUAGAAUGAUUAAUGAUGAUGAUGAUGAAUAUGUUGAUGAUUUAAGAAGAAAAAAACCCACCUUUUUUAAUUAUAUCAAUCAUUUAAAACAUUUAAAAUAUUUUUCUGCCGAUUUUACAUAUUAUGUGAUGAGUUAUAUUGAGGAUUUUGAUCGAUAUAUUAAUUUCAUUAAUUUCCCUUCUUUACGUUUCAUUUCUUUAAAAGAUCAAUAUUAUUCUUCUUCUAAUUCUUUUAAGAGACGUUUUGAUCAUUUUUCUACAAUGUUUAAUGAGAUCACUUUUUAUAUUGAUAGUGAAUCAGAUGAAUAUUAUUUGGAUCCUUUGGAAGAUUUUGUUCGAGAAAAGAAAGAUAGUGGUCUUAGUUUAAAUUAUACGUUUGAUGGUUAUUAUAAUUUUGUAGCAACUGAUAGAAUUUUGUAUUAAAUUUUUUGUAAAUUUUUUUAAUUUUGUAAUUUAUUUUUUUUUUUUUGAAAA